Camellia sinensis is the source of this 949-nucleotide messenger RNA. Lineage: Eukaryota; Viridiplantae; Streptophyta; Magnoliopsida; Ericales; Theaceae. The record is from RefSeq and is a predicted model, not a curated record.
CCUACAUCUAAUUGUUUUCAGAGCAUCAUUUGUGAAAACCAGUGCUCAUUUUGAUAUCAUCUCUGGCAAGAGCUAGUACGGCUUGAAAAUGUCAAGCUAAGACUAUUAUGAAGUAAAUAGGGUCUGUCUCAGCGUCCGUACGAUCCCACCGAUGACUAUGAGUUUGAUACAACUGUUUAUGAUGAUGAUGAGGAUUCAUUUGAUGAUGAGUACCCAUCUGGGUUUUCUGAGAUCGACUUCUUGUCUGACGUUGACAAUGAUUAUGAAUUCUCAGGCGGCGGCAGUGAUUAUUCUGACUAUGGAGAGCUGUUUUUUGAUGACUACUAAUCCUCUGUUGGGUUGAAAAGCCCAGGGUGGAGAUCGAUUGAUAGGAUGGCUAAAACAUAAAGUGGGUUAGGUAAGAGAACAUGCUGCAGUAGUUUUAGCAGGCCUAAUGAAGGGUGGGGAUGAAAACCUAGCUGAAGACUUCCGUGGUAGGGCUUACAGAGAUGCAAAUGCAAUUCAAAAGAAGAGAAGACAGAGAAAUUCAAGUUCUGGUCUGUCCAUAGCUUCCAUACACGGUGCUGUACUUGCUUUGGCAGCUUGUGUUUUAUCUGUUCCAUAUGAUAUGCCGAGUUGGUUGCCUGAGCAUGUUACUUUGCUGGCUCAUUUUGUGGGAGAAUCGUCACCUGCGAAAUCUACGGUUACAAAAGCGGUUGCUGAGUUCCAGAGGACCCACGCAGAUACAUGGAACAUUCAAAAAAAUUCAUUUACUGAAGAUCAACUUGAGGUAUUAAAGUUGCAUUUAGAUCAUUCAGGAACACAAGGUCAUAGGAGAGGAUCACAAUCUGGAGGUGUAGAGUAUGCUCAAUCAGAUGUGUGGGCUUCAGCAUACAGUGCUUUAGCUGCAGGGGUUGCACUAAUUGCCAUAUUAAGCAUGUUAGCAUACUUGAGGAGGAAUGGUAACUGA